Molecule: messenger RNA, 1059 nt
Organism: Rangifer tarandus platyrhynchus (Svalbard reindeer)
Lineage: Eukaryota; Metazoa; Chordata; Mammalia; Artiodactyla; Cervidae
Source: the annotation of a GenBank genome assembly
AUGUCCCGUAAAGUUCCAACACGGCCCUCAGGCCUCCUCCGGACCAGCGCUCCACCAGAGGAAAACGAGAGGGAGGGACAGGCCUCGAGUUCUGGGUGGCGGUGGGCCAGGGAGUGCCCCGCCCACCCACUGGGGCACCCUGCCAGGCACAGCCAGGUCCCCGUGCCCGAGCAGCUCACACAGUGGCCCCCACCGAGAGCCGGUGGGAGAUGCAGACCGCUGACUCAGGAGGAGGGCCAGGAAGAGACGGUCACCAUGGCCCUCAGCCCUGGGCAAGCACUCACCCGUGUGAGCCUCAGGCGAGAAGACAGCGUGGGGGAUUCCCCGCGGAGAGCCCGACAGACCUACCUCAGGGGUUUCUCCUCCUUAAAAGACUCCCCAGUUAAGUUAAAGCUAAGGGGACGUUCCUGUGGAAUGAAAUGGAGAGGGACAGCCCAAGUUCAGGCCGCGGCGGCAGCAAGGGAGCCCCAGGAGGCCGGUCACUCGGAGAGAGAACCGGCGGGGGACGUCGGUCUCCACGGCCACGCCCCUUCUCCGACGUGCCUCCUCCGGCCUCCAGGUUCCCCCGCGAGCCCGACGCCUCGGGCACCCCCCGGGUCCCCCUCAGCCUCCCGGGUCUCCCGUCCGGGACAGCACCCCAAGGACCCCUCCAGGCGUUUAGGGUCCCCGCCUACGACCGAGUCCGCCGAGGCCCAGCAGCCACACAAAGGACCCGGGAAACGCCGGAACGCUUACCUGGCCGCCAGCGUCCGCGCAGCCCGCGCAACCCGCGCCGCCGCCGAGGGAGGGGCUGCCGGGAGGGGCGGGGCCAGGGGCGGGGCCGCGCAGCGCCCACAAAGGGUCGCCGUGGAGCCGGCCGCCCCGCCCGCUGAUUGGCCGGGGGCGGGGGCGGGGCCUCAGGUUCAAACCGUGGGCGGGGCCUGGCGCGCGAGUUCCCGCGCGGCCGCGUUGGCCGUUGGGCCCUCGCCCCAGGCCGCCCGGCUCCGGGCGGCUCCCAGGUCUCCGCGCGCGGCCCCAGUGCGCCUGCGCCGUCCUCGCGAGGGGCGGGGCGCGAGAUGA